Messenger RNA from Aspergillus piperis CBS 112811, 1392 nucleotides. Its product is annotated as bicyclomycin resistance protein. NCBI's taxonomy places the organism in Eukaryota, Fungi, Ascomycota, Eurotiomycetes, Eurotiales, Aspergillaceae. Gene Ontology annotation, biological process: transmembrane transport; spermidine transport; spermine transport. The transcript has a single exon. The coding region runs from base 1 to 1392 and encodes 463 amino acids. The record is from RefSeq and is a predicted model, not a curated record. Gene Ontology annotation, molecular function: spermidine transmembrane transporter activity; spermine transmembrane transporter activity.
AUGGACUGGAAUGGACUCGACGACCCUGAUAAUCCUCGGAACUUUUCACUGGCAAGGCGUUUCAUGGGAAUUGCCAGUGUGACCCUGCUGGCUUUUGUCAGUGCCUUUGCAGGUGCCAUCUAUGCACCCGCACAGACUGCAGUGAUGAAAGUCAUGAACUGCAGCUCUGAGGUCGCCAUGCUCCCACUCGCCCUCUAUAAUCUGGGACUAGCAUUUGGGCCAAUUGUUGGGGCACCCCUAUCUGAAACUUAUGGUCGCAAAGCCGUAUAUCUUGCGACUACUCCGAUUUUCAUGUUGUUCCUGAUAGGUGGCGCCGUGUCCAAGACUAUAUCGGCCCUAACGCUGUGUCGUUUCUUUGCCGCUGUCUUUGGGUCAUCAAACAUUAGCAACGCCUCGGCAACCAUUCUGGACUAUACUCACGACAGCGAACGUGGCACCGUCCUCGCUAUUUACUAUGCAAGCCCAACUGUUGCUGCAACCCUGGCACCUCUCGUUGGGGGACUUGUCAUGAUUCAGACUGGAGAGUGGAGCUGGACACAAUGGGCACCGGUAAUUCUCGCGGCAGCUUUCUAUUCCCCCUUGAUCUUCACCAGGGAGACCUAUAAAGCGGUUAUCCUACGACGUCGGGCGAUGCCACUGGGUGCGGCCGAUGUAAACCAUACAAUUAUUGGCGCUGCAUUUCGGAACAUCUUUAUUACUUUAAUCCAGCGGCCUAUUCACAUGCUCCUGACCGAACCGAUAGUGACAUUCGUCAGUCUCUAUAACGGGUUCCUUUUUGGUCUGUUGUAUGCAUUCGUGAUUUCUGUUCCUUGGGUUUUCGAGAAGUACUAUGGGUUCGAUAAGACCGCCCAAGCCCUUUCGUAUCUUGGUGUGACCGUGGGCAAUAUGGUUGCUAUUAUACCCCACGCUCUGAUAGAUCGGUACUUCUUCUUGCCGCGGCUGCAGUCGUGGAAACAAGUCCACGAACCGAGUCUCAAAAUGCCUCCGGAGUCUCGUCUUGUAUCAGCGUUGGGAGGCAGCCUGCUACUUCCACCAUCGUUACUCAUUCUUAGUUGGACUGCAAACUUCCAAGUCCAUUGGAUGGUACCCAUAGUAUUCCAAGGCUUUUCGGUGUUUUCCUGCUUGCUGGUGUAUUCCGGGACGAACCUUUACAUGAUGGACACUUACGGUCCACUUUAUGGUGCAUCCGCCUCGGGCGCAAUGAUGUUCAGUAGAUACAUACUUAGCUGCGCGUUUCCAAUGUUCACUCUCCAGAUGUUCGAAGGGCUUGGUGAAGGCUGGGCAACCACUCUUUUGGCUGCUUUGACGCUUCUCAUGGCUCCUAUUCCUUGGGUCUUUUGGAUUUAUGGAUCGCAGAUUAGGAAGGCGAGCAAGUAUGAGACUACCCUAUGA